Messenger RNA from Pochonia chlamydosporia 170, 213 nucleotides. RefSeq lists its product as hypothetical. Bases 1 to 213 code for a protein of 70 amino acids. The record is from RefSeq and is a predicted model, not a curated record. The transcript has a single exon. Lineage: Eukaryota; Fungi; Ascomycota; Sordariomycetes; Hypocreales; Clavicipitaceae.
AUGUCUUGUCUUGCUAUGAUUGGGUAUCUUAAAAUUCUAGCUAGCACCAGCCGUUUCGUCCGCCUUAAGUUGAUGUCGGGAUCAAUGUUGGACCUGCCCAUGUACCACUUCGGGUCCUUUGGUUGUAACGUUGUGACCUGGUUCUGUACUCGUGUUUGUAUCUCCAAGCUUUCUCAUUCGGUAAGGGACUUUCUUUUGGCCCAAUACGGAUGA